ACACACGCAUCCAUCUCAAAUCCUUCUCUAGUUAUAUGUCAAAAAAACCCUUUCUGAACCCUGGCCCUUGGACAUGCUCAGGGGUCAUUUUCUUCUGCCAAUUCUAGCCAUCAAAUUCUUUGGGCCUUUGAAUUUUUCCUGCUUAUUUCAGAAAGGAAAAAAAACACUAAAGAUUGCUGCUGUUCUAUUAGUAUAAAAGGGUAUCGAAAGUACCAUCAAAGUACUUCAGAUUCUUUGGUUUUGCAGAUUGAUUGUAGGAGAGAAUUCAGAGCCAAGUGUAAAUGGCAGAACGUGGGUUUCUCUUAGCUUCACUUCUUCUCUUCUUUUGCUUGGCAGGAACUUGUUAUGGAAUUGUUCUCUUCUCUUCUCUGCCAAGAACCCUCGUGGUCACCGCUUCACCCAAUCAAGGACAAGUUCUGGUAGCUGGUGAAGAUAAAAUUACUGUAACAUGGGGUGUGAACCAAACCCUAGCAGCUGGGACUGACUCUGCCUACAAGACCAUAAAAGUGAAGCUGUGCUACGCGCCCAUCAGCCAGGUUGACCGCGCUUGGAGGAAGACGGUGGACAAUAUGGCCAAGGACAAGACCUGCCAGUUCCAGAUCGUCGCUAAACCGUACGAUGCGUCGAACAAAACGGUCCAGAGCUUCGAGUUGACCGUGGAGCGUGACGUGCCCUCAGCCACGUACUUCGUACGCGCCUAUGCUUACAACUCUGAAGACGUUGUGGUGGCUUAUGGGCAAACAACUAACGCCCACAAGACCACCAACUUGUUCGAGAUCCAGUCAAUCACUGGACGCCACAUGUCACUCGAUAUUGCCGCGAUUUGCUUCAGCGGUUUCUCGGUUCUGUCCUUGGCUGGAUUCUUUGUCGCUGAGAAGAGAAGGGCAAAACGGUCUUAAUAGAAUUGAAAGAGAAAUUAAACAAACAGCAUUAGUUUCUACUUUCUACGGUGUAGUAUUUGGGUUUUCCUUAAAAAUGAUGAAACUAUGGGUGGUGGUUUGUAAUAAUUGCGUAGUUUCAAACAUUAUUUGCUUAGUGUCAAAAAUGUGAAAGAAAAAGGCUUUGCUUUUCUA
Messenger RNA from Alnus glutinosa, 1073 nucleotides. RefSeq names its product high-affinity nitrate transporter 3.1-like. The record is from RefSeq and is a predicted model, not a curated record. NCBI's taxonomy places the organism in Eukaryota, Viridiplantae, Streptophyta, Magnoliopsida, Fagales, Betulaceae. Gene Ontology annotation, biological process: nitrate transmembrane transport; response to nitrate. The transcript has 2 exons. The coding region runs from base 282 to 899 and encodes 205 amino acids. Gene Ontology annotation, cellular component: plasma membrane. Gene Ontology annotation, molecular function: nitrate transmembrane transporter activity.